CAGGGAAAAGUAAGUCAUAAGUUCAUUCCUUGUCUUCUCUUUACAGCAAAAUUCCUAAAGCGCCAGCAAGAACUUGUCAGUGGAAUUACAUCGUCUUUUUUUCUCCUGUUAUAAAAAUCCACAUUUGUAGACGAAGAUGAAACAAAGGCAGGAAAUGGCGGAUGAUCAGAGCAGAAGUUGGUUUAGGAUAUCCAGGACUCAGUAUUUCGCCAUUAUUCUGGUAAUUGGGGGUGUGUUCUUUAUUUACAGCAUAAGGGAAAUAACCCCAGACUGGAACCCCAAAAAGUGGAUGGAAAAUCAGUCGUCAAACUUGUGGAUUAUUUUAGAACGGCAGAAACAAAAAAUAAUCUCUCUCCACUCUGUGGUUAACGACAACUCAUCAACACAUCCUCGAACUAAUAAUAUGACAUCGGCACCAGAAGUGAAGACAGAAACUGCAGCGGUCGCUCCUCAUGUUUCUCCUGGACCAUAUUUAGUCGAAUACCCUUAUGAGUACCACUUCAUCAUAAAUGAGCCACAAAAGUGUGAACGAGAAAAACCUUUUGUGGUUCUGAUGGUUCCCGUAGCACCAAACAAUAGGCGAGACCGUGACAUCAUCCGCAGCACCUGGGGGAACGACAGGGUUGUGCAGGGCAAAGUGGUGACGCUCUUCUUUUUACUGGGGCUACAGACGGGGCCAGGAGCAGAGCAGGUCCAACAGCAGAUGCUUCAGGAGAGCAACAAGCAUCACGACCUGAUCCAGAGCAACUUUGUGGACUGCUACAAGAAUCUCACCAUUAAGACCAUGGUAAUUCUGGAGUGGCUGACUGCGCACUGCUCCGGUGCUUCUUAUGCCAUGAAGAUUGACUCAGACAUGUUUCUGAAUGUGCACAAUCUUGUCAAUAUGCUCUUGAAUGCUCAAAAAACCAACUACAUGACUGGACUUGUGAUGGGAUGGGGUACAGUAGUGAGAGAUCCAAGCUCUAAGUGGUACGUACCAUCUGACAUUUAUGCACCAGCUUUCUACCCUGUCUAUGCUCUGGGCCUGGGCUACAUUAUGUCUUUAGACCUCCCUAAAAAGCUCACUGAGGCAUCCAGACAUGUUAAAGCACUUUACAUUGAGGAUGUGUAUUUAGGGAUGUUAAUGCACCACCUGGGCAUCUCUCCCACUUACUCCCCAAGCGGUGAUUACUUCCAUGUUUUUCCUUUGGCAUAUAACCGAUGUCUCUUCUCCCGUAUAGUAGCCACCACAACUCAUCCAUCCACUAACCGUGUGGACAUUUGGAAAGAUUUUAAAAAAUCAGGCCCCUGCUGAUCUAAGAGAACAUAAACAAAGGCUGUAUGUUGGAAAAUUUUAUACUUCCUUUUUUAACUUCCCCCAUCUUAAAUGUCAUUAAAACCUAACCGAUGUCGUGCCACUCCAUAACUACACACUGUUUUAUGCAUUAAAUACAAUUUAUUAUUUGUACUAUCCAUGUAGCUGACAUCUCAGCACAAGUUUUCUAUAGAUAAAAAAAUACUGAAAACAUGAAGCUAGCAAAAGAGAAAAAGAGAAAAAAAAAGCAGACGCUGAUAUUUCCAUGAUAACAAUGUCGAUGUUAACAGGAUCAAUGUAGGAAAAAAAGACUCUACAGUCUA
Messenger RNA from Pundamilia nyererei, 1617 nucleotides. Its product is annotated as beta-1,3-galactosyltransferase 1-like. Bases 137 to 1294 code for a protein of 385 amino acids. The record is from RefSeq and is a predicted model, not a curated record. Gene Ontology annotation, cellular component: Golgi membrane. NCBI's taxonomy places the organism in Eukaryota, Metazoa, Chordata, Actinopteri, Cichliformes, Cichlidae. Gene Ontology annotation, biological process: protein O-linked glycosylation. Gene Ontology annotation, molecular function: N-acetyl-beta-D-glucosaminide beta-(1,3)-galactosyltransferase activity. The transcript is spliced from 2 exons.